This is a messenger RNA of Helianthus annuus (common sunflower), 1903 nucleotides long. RefSeq lists its product as uncharacterized. Lineage: Eukaryota; Viridiplantae; Streptophyta; Magnoliopsida; Asterales; Asteraceae. Gene Ontology annotation, molecular function: zinc ion binding. The transcript is spliced from 3 exons. The coding region runs from base 145 to 1725 and encodes 526 amino acids. The record is from RefSeq and is a predicted model, not a curated record.
GAAAGAGUCAGAUGAGUUGAUCACCAUAAGCGCCAGAUUUAUAUUACUCUCCUUUUUGGCUUUUUCAUUCUUUAAUUUUCAUAAUAUUAUUCAAAUUGUGAUGCAUCACGUAUAUGUGAAUUUGGAGGAUAAGUUUAACUGAUCAUGGAGCCACCUGUAGCAGCAGAAGUAGAAACCAAAGCUGAGAAAACCAACGAAACAGAACAAGCGAAAAGCUAUGAUUGUGGACUUUACGACACUGAAGUUGUCUACAGGAUCGCCCAAGAACUCCUUCCAGGAUUAGCCGAAGCAUGCGUUGACAACACGACGGGUGGCAUCUUCACAAGUGCUGGCUCCAUAGCUGUUGAUAUGAGAAAAGAAAUGACUGAUUAUCUAACACAAAGAAGCGAGACGUACGUGGCUGAAUUCUUACUAUCCGAAAACGCCUCAAUGUCAGAAGUAUCUGUACACCCUUACGACAUAAUCCUAACUCUCAUUGAUGAUUUCUCAUCCACCAAACGGAAUAUGUUCAGUCGGGUUUCUGAGUGGGUUGCAAGUGACGGAAGAGAUGAUAGAAUCGAUGAUUUCGUACAAGAAAUGGAAAUCAACGGUUUUUGGUUAUUAGCUCGAAGAGAAUACGUUGCGUCAAUGCUGCUAAAGAAUGUGGAUUACAAGAAUGCAUUUCAUUGUGAUAAGGUAUGCAGUAAUGAAGAAGAACUUGUUAAGCAUAGGUCAGAAUGCAAAUUUAGGCCUAUGGAUUGCACGAACGAGGGAUGUACGACUCGAUAUUGUGCAGCGCAGAAAGACCAUCAUGAAGCGGUGUGUCCUUUUUUGAUAAACCCGUGUGAACAAAAAUGUUCGGAUAAUGUUAUGAGGCGCGAAAUGGAUAGGCAUUGUGUAACGGUUUGUCCGAUGAAGCUUGUACAUUGUGCGUUUUAUACGGUGGGAUGCCAGUCUAGUAUACCUCGGUGCGAUGUUCAACAACAUAAUGCUGAUAAUCUUUCGUCGCAUUUACUGUUUAUUAUCAGAAGCGCACAUAAAGACGCAAGUGACGAAGAUCUUAAACGAAGGGUGGAACAAAUCCUAAGUCAAUCAAAUGCCGAAAAGCUGGCAAGAGCACGGGAUACAAGAGCGUUGACGUAUUUGAUCAAGGACGUUGAAGCAAAACUUGGACCGCUAGAUGUCAUAACCAAGCCGCAUGCUGCUGAGUCACCUAGCGUUGAAAACAGCAAAAACAAGGAAUCACUCACAAAAACCGAGCCACCAGUAGUCAAAGACGGGGCUGACCCGCCCAAGAAAAAGGAAGAAAACCCGGGAUCACAAUCAGCCAGAUCAUCAACUGAAAAACCUGUCAUAACAAAAGAUGACACCAAACAAGUGCAACCAGAAGCACCAACAUCUGCUGACACACCAGUCAAAGUAGAGGAAAACAAAGCUAAAGACGAGUCGUCUACUUCAGUUUCACCAAUGGAAGAAAAACAUGAACAUAGUGAAUCAUCAUUGAAGAAGGAAGAAUUCAAAGAUGAAGACAGUAACAAAGUAGCAGCCAAAGAAGAGACAACAAAAGUCAAAGAGGAAUUGUCAAACAAGGAUGAGAAAGAGACAAAGAAAUCAGUUGAAGAAGAAAAAACCAAACAGUUAUCCAGUAGUGAUAAAGAAGAUACUAUGAAAACACCUCAAAAAGAUAAGGAUUCAUCCAUAAAUGAUAAAGAAGAAGAGUCAACAAAGUCGACCGAAAAGAAAUGAUCAUAUUUUUUUUAACUGGAAUCUUACCAUCCACUUUUAUUGCCAUAAAAGAUUUGCAUAUGCAUAACAGAAGCUAUAUAUCCUUAUGAGUUUAUGAAUUAUGCAUGCAUGUUUUGUUGUUAAGAUCUUGAGUCAUUUAGGAAUAGAGUAUGUAGUCAUGUGCAAAAAUAAGUUACAA